Microthlaspi erraticum is the source of this 729-nucleotide messenger RNA. Lineage: Eukaryota; Viridiplantae; Streptophyta; Magnoliopsida; Brassicales; Brassicaceae. The record is from the annotation of a GenBank genome assembly.
AUGCCAAGUAUGUACGGCUGGGGUGGAAUCAACUUUACAUAUGUGAAGAGAUUGUCCUGCGAUUUCAGGGAUAUGGAGACGCAUUGUGCCGAGGAUAGGGUGAAGUUCAUGAAGGAUUAUACAAAGGAAGUGAGCCAAAUAAUGUUGAGAAGCGAUAAUGGGAGGUCAGUAGUGAGGGAGGAGAGACUGAUUUCGUGGCUGCCUCCACAGGCGAAUUGGAAGAAGUUGAACACGGAUGGGGCUUCACGUGGUAACCCAGGACUGGCUACGGCAGGAGGGGUAAUUCGUGAUGGCGAGGGACAAUGGUGUUGUGGUUUUGCUUUGAAUAUUGGUCACUGCACCGCACCAAUGGCGGAACUAUGGAGAGUUUAUUAUGGCUUAUGCAUUGCUUGGGAGAAAGGGAUUACGAGACUAGAAGUCGAGGUGGAUUCUUUAAUGGUGGUCGGCUUUCUUCAUACAGGGAUUUGUGAUACACACCCUCUGUCUUUCCUGAUACAUUUGUGCCAUGGCUUCUUAACGAAGGAUUGGGAGGUCCGGGUUACUCACGUGUAUAGGGAGGCCAAUCGUCUAGCUGAUGGACUGGCUAACUAUGUGUUUACUUUGCCACUAGGGCUACAUACUUUUGAUUUCAUUCCCUCGGUUUUGUUAGAUGUUUUUCGUGAGGACGAGCGUAGUGAAACUCGCGUUCACGGCAAGUCCGUUUGUAAAACUUUCUUUCGCUUUGAAUAA